UUUUGCGCUGUGUUAAAGGAUAAAACAAUUUGAAAAGAAAGGAGAAAAUAAUCUUUUGCAAUUCGCACAUACAAGCUGACUUUCUAAGUGCGAUCUGGAAGUAUAAAAGCAACCUGUUGAGACCAUCAUAAGCACAGUUGCAAAACAUUCUCUUCUCCGACUAGUAUCAACAAUUUAACAGAAUGAUUGUGAAUACCUUCAAAUGUAUUGUGUUGUUAGGUCUGAUGCUAAACCAACAUGGAACUGAAGCACAACGCGGUGGUUACGCAGCUCCUCCUCAACCAUCUCCUUCUUCCGGGUCAAAUUAUGGUGGUUCGAAUACUGGAACUCAUUCAGGAGCUGGUCCAUCUCACCAGCAACAUUCGCAAUCUGCUUCGCCCUACCAACAACAAGCCCCAGUCGCUCCUCCAACCUAUCAACAACCUGCUCCGUCUCACCAGCAGCAGGCCCAUUCGGCUCCUUCUUAUCAGCAACAAGCUCCAGCAACUUCAUCGUACCAGCAGCAAGCACCAUCGGCUCCAUCCUACCAACAGCAAGCCUCAGCCUCUCCAUCCUACCAACAACCUACUCCAUCAGCCCCAUCUCAGCAACAGCAGUAUCCUCCAGCGGCACAGUCGUACCAGCAACAAGCUUCCCCGUCACCAUCAUACCAGCCACAGGCCCCAACGGCUCCAGCUCCAUCAUACGAACAACAGCAGACCCCUGCCGCUCCGUCUUACCAACAACCUUCUCCGGCAGCCCCAACCUACCAACAGCCGACCCAAGCAAGUCCAUCCCACCAGCAACAAACCCCAUCGGCCCCAUCUUAUCAACAACAAUCGGCCCCAGCGGUUCCAUCGUACCAACAACAGGCUACAGCUUCCUCUUCCUACGGUGGGGCUCAACAGCCACCGACCCCGUCUCACCAACAGCAAAAUGAAAUCGCUCCAUCUUACCAGCCACAGCCGACUCCAUUGGUUCCUUCUCACCAGCAGCAGCAUUCAGCUCCUUCCUAUCAACAACAGGCUCCGUCAGCUCCAACCUACCAACCACAGACUCCAACAGCUCCAGCUCCAUCAUAUCAACAACAACAACAGCAGUCUCCAGCCGUCCCAUCUUAUCAACAACCUCCUUCAGCCACCCCAACUCAACAAAAGCCGACCCAAGCGGCUCCAUCCUACCAGCAACAGCAAGUUGCUCCUCCAGCCUAUCAGCAGCAGCAAGCUCCAGCGGCUCCAUCCGGUCUAUUUUAUCAGGAGCAACAGUCGUCAGCGGCCCCAUCGUAUCAGCAACAGGUCGGCCAAGCAGUUUCUUCCAACCAGCAACAACUGGCUCCCGUCCCCUCCUUCUAUGGCCCUUCUUCUCUGUUUGUCUAAGUUCGAAUGCUAAAUAUUUUGACAACAUUUAGCUAAUGUUGGGAGAAGAUUCAAUUUUAUUCAUUCUAGGUGGCUGUGCUAUGUGAGAAUUUUGUUAUUUGCAGAGUUAUAUGAUUCGCAAUUGAAAAAUAGAUUUUAUCAAUUACAUACAAUUACUAACUCCUGAA
Molecule: messenger RNA, 1522 nt
Organism: Daphnia pulicaria
Lineage: Eukaryota; Metazoa; Arthropoda; Branchiopoda; Diplostraca; Daphniidae
Product: extensin-like
Exons: 4
Coding region: 183-1355 (390 amino acids)
Source: RefSeq, a predicted model, not a curated record